This is a messenger RNA of Cherax quadricarinatus, 933 nucleotides long. The record is from RefSeq and is a predicted model, not a curated record. Lineage: Eukaryota; Metazoa; Arthropoda; Malacostraca; Decapoda; Parastacidae.
UACCAGAACCAGCGUGGUGGCCGGGUCGUUCUUCAUGACGUAUUUCCUCCUUCCAAGCAAGAAUGGGAUAAGGGACUGGAGGGCAUUCAGACAGCUUUAGAUCUGAAGAAAGAACUUAAUGAGGCCCUGCUAAAUCUUCAUGGAAAGGUAUCUGAAACGAAUGAUCCCCAUGUUCUCCAUUUCUUGGAUGAUAAUUUCAUAAAUGAGCAUGUUGAAACAAUAAAGAAACUUGGGGACAUGGUGACACAGCUCCAACGUGCAGGAGACGGCCAUCUUGGUUUGCAUAUAUUUGAUAAAGAUUUACUAUAGUUUGGAAAUGAUAGAAAAAUGUGUUGGGCUUUUGGCUAACGUUUGGUCUUGACAACUGUGGUAUGUCUUUAGUAAUAUUAAUCAUGUUGAGCUACUGUAUCUUUUUGUCAUAUAUUCCUUUUUUUGUUGUAGAAUUUCUUAAUGUGUUAUGUUUUAAGCUUCUUGUGUAGCACAUUAUCUUAUCACUUAAAAGCUAGAAUAGGGAAGUAACGAUUCAUAUACUGACACUUAAAUUACUGUGUAGAAUUGUGGAUAGUUAAUUUGUAAAUUUGUAAUUUAGCAUUUUUUAAUGAAAUUAUAUUUUACUGUAGCAAUAUGUAAUAUCUUUAUUACUGACUUCUGUCACUGAUGUGGUUUGUGUAAAUUGAUUUUUCCUUGCAAGCUCAAAUGUUAAUUGUACUUAAUACUCAGACACUUAAAUCUUAUAGUAAUGAUUGUACUUUUGACUAUAGCAUCUUCUAUGCACAUUUAUAAUAAACUACCUUUUCAGAAAGGAUGGGAUUCAAACCCAUGGCAAGCCAGUCCUAAAACUGGACUAUGCCACCGUGGGUUAGAAUCCUGAUGUCUGAAAGUUGUUGCAAAAUAUCAAAACAAUUGUGAGUUUAUAAUAAAGCAAAAGCUGAA